This is a messenger RNA of Ambispora gerdemannii, 356 nucleotides long. NCBI's taxonomy places the organism in Eukaryota, Fungi, Glomeromycota, Glomeromycetes, Archaeosporales, Ambisporaceae. The record is from the annotation of a GenBank genome assembly.
AUGAAGCUAAAUCAGCUUAUUAAUCUACCAAAAGAAAAACGUGGACCUCCAGAAAAUUCCGAUCCGACACCAUCAUCAUCGUCAUCUAACAAUGAUAAUAAUAGUAAUCAAGUUACAAAUUCCGGUCCGACACCAUCAUCAUCCUCAUCUAACAAUGAUAAUAAUAGUAAUCAAGUUACAAAUUUCGGUCCGACACCAUCAUCAUCAUCUAAUGAUGAUAAUAAUAGUAAUCAACUUCCAUCCGGCCCGACAUCAUCAUCCGUUGCUAAUAAUGAUGAUACUAAUGGAAAUCGGCUUAUUGGUCUACCAAAAGGAAAACGUGGACCUCCAAAAAAUUCCGAUCCGACACCAUCAUC